Molecule: messenger RNA, 1357 nt
Organism: Notolabrus celidotus (New Zealand spotty)
Lineage: Eukaryota; Metazoa; Chordata; Actinopteri; Labriformes; Labridae
Gene: eif3m
Product: eukaryotic translation initiation factor 3, subunit M
Biological process (GO): cytoplasmic translational initiation
Cellular component (GO): eukaryotic translation initiation factor 3 complex; cytoplasm
Molecular function (GO): translation initiation factor activity
Source: RefSeq, a predicted model, not a curated record
AUGAGGAUAUGGUGGUGGAAGUCAAGAGCAUCAGUGUCACCGGCUCUUUCGACUUUUCUUUUCCGCUCAGGUCUCAGCAGUGGUGGGAGCGUGGAUUUCAUCAUCUGGGCUCACAAAAUCACCAAAUAUGAGCGUCCCAGCGUUUUAUCGAUAUUACGGAAGAAGAAUCAGGCCUCAGAGCUGAGAGCCUACAUCAAGUCCAAAGGAGCUGAAAUAUCAGAAGAAAACUCUGAAGGUGGGCUUCAUGCAGAUCUGGCUCAGAUCAUCGAGGCGUGCGAUGUCUGCCUCAAAGACGAUGAUAAAGAUGUGGAGAGUGUGAUGAACAGCAUUGUGUCCUUGCUGUUAAUCCUGGAGACAGAGAAGCAGGAGGCUCUCAUUGAAAGUUUGUGUGAGAAGCUUGUGAAGUUCCGUGAAGGAGAGAGACCCUCCCUCAGGAUGCAGCUGCUGAGCAACCUGUUCCAUGGCAUGGACGAGAACACUCCAGUGAGGUACACGGUUCUGGGCCUCAUUAAGGUCGCUGCAACUUGUAAUGCCAGCUUUAUUCCCACGGACCUUGAUCAGGUCCGCAAGUGGAUUGUAGACUGGAACCUGAACACAGAGAAGAAGCACAUACUCUUGAGGCUGGUGUAUGAAGCACUGGUUGACUGCAAGAAAAGUGAGCCUGCAGCUAAAGUAAUGGUUGAGCUGCUGGGAAGUUACACAGAAGACAACGCUUCACAAGCCCGUGUUGAUGCUCACAGGUGUAUCGUGCGAGCUCUCAAAGAUCCCAACACCUUCCUGAUCGACCACCUUCUCACCCUGAAACCUGUUCGCUUCCUCGAGGGAGAACUCAUCCAUGAUCUGUUAACCAUCUUCGUGAGCGCAAAGUUAGCAGCGUACGUAAAGUUUUACCAGAGUAACAAAGACUUCAUUGACUCUCUUGGCCUGUCUCACGAGCAGAACAUGUCCAAGAUGCGUCUGCUGACAUUCAUGGGCAUGGCGGUGGAAUUCAAGGAGAUCUCCUUUGACACCAUGCAACAGGAGCUGCAGAUUGGAGCGGAGGAUGUUGAGGCCUUUGUCAUUGAUGCUGUUCGUACCAAGAUGGUGUACUGCAAAAUCGACCAGACACAGAGAAAAGUUGUUGUGAGCCACAGCACACACCGCACCUUUGGCAAGCAGCAGUGGCAGCAGCUGCAUGACAGCCUCACCGCCUGGAAGGCCAACCUCGCAAACGUCAAGACUAGCCUGCAAGCUCUGUCCCCGUCUGCUUAAUUCCACCUUAACACAACUGUUUAGACUGCCUGACCCUUGAUAAUUUUCUUCCAUGACUGAAAUGAUCAGUUUUUAUAUUCCUCCAAUUAAAGAUCAGUGGAGAUCA